AUACUGUGUCUGGGUCUCUGUGGGUUUUGCAAAUCGCAAUACAGGUCGCUGUCUCCGCAGUGGGUGCGUAGGCGUAUUCUGUCCGUGUUUGAUUUUGACAUUGGGUCGAGGAAGUUAGUGAUCGAUGAUGGCUGCAGACAAGGAGCAGGCGAAGAAAUCAGGAGAGAAAGAAGAGGUGGUCAAAGAGGAGAAACCCAAGACGAUAAAUCAUAACGAUCACUACUCGAUUAAGCGGGUUCUUGACGAUGCAGUCUCCGAGGUGGUGCUUGGACGUGGCUAUGAGGAGAACGUAAAUCUCAGCAAUGUGAAGAUGGCAAUUGGUCUCAUCACCUGCGCCAUAGCUUUGGCUGCACAGUUCUACCCCAAGAAAUUUCCUGAGAACAAAACAUUUUUGAUCGGGUGCAUCAUAUUAUAUGUUAUCUUCAACGGUUUGCUGCAAUACAUCAUAAUUACAAGGGAAAAGCAACACAUCUUGUUCACUUAUGCUCUCAAGGACUCUUUUAGUACUACCGGUUUGGCCCUAUCUUCCAAAUUACCACGGUACUCUGAUUUGUAUACUUUGCGGAUCGAAAGCUCUGAUCCUCAAUCAAUUGCUGCCCAUCCACCAGUGGAAUUCACCAAAAGUGUGACCAAAUGGUUCACAAAAAGUGGUGUUUUCCUAGAAUGUGUUUUUUGGGAUGAUGUUGAGAAACUGGUAGAUGGUUACAACAGCGACAUCAAGGAAUCUCGUAAAUCCAAAUAGCACUGAAUAUUCUGUUUCAAAUUUCUAUCGUCUCAAUCUUAAUCUCAUUGUAGUGUGAUUCAAGUAUUUGGCUGCGAAAGAGGAUUCGUGUAAAGACGAAUUGAUGUGGUGCGAACUAGCAAGAGCCUUCCAAACCUAGAGGAAAAUCUUCAAAAUAAAUCCAAACGAUCAUUUUGGUAGUGAUUCAUGUAUUUCCAAUAACUCCAAACUCGGGUAAGUGAGGACUGGGGAAGAGUUCAGUUCUUUGCAAGUGCCUUCAUGCGAAAGAAGGUUUUCAGCCUACACGUAUUUUUUGAGGAAGAAGUUCACGAUUAGGAUCAUCGACAAGAAUCAAAAAACAUUCUCUGUUUACGUAGUUACCAAUUUUGUAGCUAACACAACAUACUCAGGGCGAAAGCAUCGAAUAACCGAGAUGAAUGAUGCUAGGUCUCAUACUAAACUUUUCGAUCUAGAGAC
Molecule: messenger RNA, 1198 nt
Organism: Marchantia polymorpha subsp. ruderalis
Lineage: Eukaryota; Viridiplantae; Streptophyta; Marchantiopsida; Marchantiales; Marchantiaceae
Source: the annotation of a GenBank genome assembly